Molecule: messenger RNA, 5415 nt
Organism: Fukomys damarensis (Damara mole-rat)
Lineage: Eukaryota; Metazoa; Chordata; Mammalia; Rodentia; Bathyergidae
Gene: Mia3
Product: MIA SH3 domain ER export factor 3
Exons: 25
Coding region: 87-4907 (1606 amino acids)
Biological process (GO): endoplasmic reticulum to Golgi vesicle-mediated transport; protein secretion; vesicle cargo loading
Cellular component (GO): endoplasmic reticulum membrane; endoplasmic reticulum exit site
Source: RefSeq, a predicted model, not a curated record
GAGGCACCCAGGGCCCGAGGGAGCAGCAGCCACAUGCCGAGCCAGGCACCCAGGCUGAAGUGCUGUCCUCUGAGGUGACUGAAGAAAUGCUGCAAGAGAGUGAAAGCAACAGGACGAACACUGGUCCUCAGGCCCCUGGGGAGCAGAAGAUGGACACUCACCAGCUCCUGAGGAAGGAAAGGACUCCCUUGAAAACCAAGUUCAGCUCCACUGUGGAUGCCAUAGUGUCGGACGAUGAGACCACAGGACUGGUGACCUCUGCGGAUGAUGACUUGGACUCCGCGGGGGACAGGGAGAGGGAGGGGGGUGGAGGGGACCUGGAUGAGCUGCCGUUGCUGGCCUUCGCUGAUGCAGAAGAGCUGGGGCCAGCGUCAGAGCCCAGGCUGCAGAAAUCCUUGGCCGAGGUGGGGCCGGGCUCAGAGGAGCAGGGCAGUGCUGCAGCAGCCCCAGCCCCUGGCACCGGAACUGACCAUGGAGACAUGUUGACCGACUGGGGGGGCACUCUGUUCUCCAUCGUCACAGGAGGCGAUGGCAAGAUGGGCAUGCCGGACUCGGAGGAGCGAAAGGGUGGCGACAAUGCCGGUGGCCCAGAGGCCACACGGGGGAGGCCACCACAAGCAGCCGAGUAUUUUGACUCUGACAAUGUAGAUGAUUUUUUUGUAGAAGUCUUUAAAACAACUGAUGACAAUGACUCAGGAAUGGACACAGAACUUGACAGUGAGGAAAAUGGCAGGGACGUUGAGGACCCAGAGGCAGACCGGGCACCAGGUGAAUCCCCGCCAGAGGCCACACAGCACGGAGGGACAGGUGCACACAGCUCUCCUUUGAGCCGCAGGCCGAGCUCUCUGCCUCUUGCUGGUGAGGGUAAAGACACCCAUCGGCCAGCCUUGGAGAACACAGAUAGUGGCCUGCAGGAAGCAGCUGUCCACACUGCAGAAGAUCCGCUCCGGGAGGGCGGACCCGGAGCCAGGAUGGCAGCUGGUGGCUCAGAGAACAGCUCGGUGUGGAAAGCCGCGGGACGUCGGGCGACCGAGGAGACUAAGGGGGUACAAGAGCAGGAGUCCUCUGGCGCCGUGCCACCUGGAGAUGAGCCACACAACACAACCGGAGACCAUGUGCAGGUGCCCGACCUGCUCCCGCUUCCAGUGCAGCACCGACACGGGGAGCACAAAGAGGAACUGGGUCUGGAAACCCCAGACCAACCUCAGUUCUCUCCUCCAGAGGGAGGGAGUUCGGCAGGAAAGCCAGAAGAGGAGGUCCCCGCUCUGGGAGAAGGUCUUUCCCAGUUCCACCAGAGAGGUGCUGCCCUCGGGGAGCCAGCCGCUGAAACGGAGUCAGAUUUGGCUCUGCACCGGGCAGAGCAGGGCGCAGAAGAGAGGGAGCCACCUGAUGGUACGGCUGCCCCAGGUUCCCCUGCCGAGGAGACAGAGGAUGAAGAGGAGGAACAGAAGGAGGAAGAGGAGGAAGGGGAGCUGGAGGAUGAUGAGGAGCUCCCAGAAGAGCUGCUAGAAGAUGAAAAUGCUGUCGGUGCCAAACGUUCUCAAGAAAUCCGCACGGAAAUCAGGGACAGGAGGCCGCUUGUUAUGCCAGGAGGUUCUGAAGAGGCACAUUUAGGGACCAUUCAUCCCGAUCCAGGAGCCCAAGAAAACCAGCAGGAACCGAGUGUGAUUCUUGUGAUUGAAAAACAAAAUGCUACUGAAGGGAGAGAGGGAGCUGGGCCAGUCAGGGGCCUGGGCAGUGCUGUGGUGGGGGAAGAGGAUGAAGAUCCAUGGGACCCGGAGAGUGCCCCCAAGGGUGAAGAGAAGGCCCCCUCUCCGAGGCCAGGUGAGGCGCUGCAGAAGGAAGACCUGGUGGGUGUGGGACCAGGCGGGGACAGCUCAGGGCCAUUGGAGAAGCCUGUGGGGGAGGCCGGGGACAUGGGGAGCCCAGGGCCUGCCUCUGCGGAGCCCGGAGAUGACCUGUCCCAGCAGAGCCCACAUGCUGUGCUCGGGGAGGACGGGCCCAUCAUCCGCAGCUUCUUCAAGGAGCAGCAGGCCUUGCAGCGCUUCCUCAAAUACCUGGACGCCCACGAGCUGGAAGCUAUGCUGCAGGACAUGGCCGCGAAGCUGAAGGUGGCACAGCAGGAGAGCCUGCCCUACAACGUGGGCAAGGUGCUGGACAAGGCCUUCCGGGCCUCUGAGGCGCAGAUCCUGAGCGCAGCAGAGAGGAUGCUCGAUGCCCGCAUGACGGGGAGCAGAGAGCUGGGGGUGAAGGAACGCAGCGUGCUGGAGGAGUAUGCGGUGCUGGACGACGUGCAGGACCUCAUCUACUUCGUCAGGUACAAGCACCUGGCCGAGGAGGAGCUGGCCCUGCUAACCACGGCCCCGACUCUGGACGAAGGCUGGAGGGGACCCACCCAAGAGACUCAGUCACCCCCUGGUGAUCCUUUCCUGAGAGAGAACACCGCAGAUGCGAGCGUGAAGCUCCUCGAAGAGCCUGGCCCCUGGGGUCAGCAGGAGACCGGGGCUGCAGGUGCCUCUGCCGAGACCCAGAGACUGAAUCCCGAGGAGGACGAAGCCCCAGGGAUGAUUGUGACAGAAGGCUCCGGAGCUGACCCUGGGGGUGUGGAGAGCCAGCGAGAGGAGCUGGCCCACACCAGCCCUUUGGAAAGCGCAGUCCUGAUGCUGCAUUCCUUCCUGCCUUACCUCAGCAAGAUGCUAGUUGCUACUUUGCCUGAGGAUGUUCAGCCUGGGCCUGAUUUUUAUGGGCUGCCGUGGAAGCCUGUGCUUCUUACUGCCUUCUUGGGAAUUGUUUCAUUUGCCAUUUUCUUCUGGAGAACUGUUCUUGCUGUAAAGGAGAGAAUAUAUCAAGUCACUGAACAGCAGAUUUCUGAAAAGGUGAAGAAUACCACAAAGGAAAACACAGAGCUUAUACAGAAAUUGUCAAAUUAUGAACAGAAGGUCAAGGAAUCAAAGAAGCUUGUUCAGGACACCAAGAAAGAAAAUAUGAUUCUCUCUGAGGAAGCAAUUAAAUAUAAGGAUAAAAUCAAAGUACUUGAAGAAAAUAGUGAAAUUCUGGGUGCCACAGCUAAAAAUCUUCGUGUUAUGUUAGAAUCUGAGCGAGAACAGAAUGUGAAAAAUCAAGAUUUGAUACUGGGAAAUAGGAAAUCUAUACAGAAGUUAAAGGAUGUUAUUUCAAUGAAUGCCUCAGAAUUAUCGGAGGUCCAGAUUGCCCUAAAUGAAGCCAAGCUCAGUGAAGAGAAGGUGAAGUCUGAGUGCCAGCAGGUCCAGGAGGAAAACGCCAGACUGAAAAAGAAGAAAGAGCAGCUGGCACGGGAAAUUGAAGACUGGAAGAUGUCACAUGCUAAGCUCAGUGAGCAGAUCAAGGCCUUUGAGAAUUCUCAGAGGGAACUGGAAGCUGCUCUUGCUCAUAAAGAUGACAGUGUUGGGGCUCUGACCAAUUGCAUCACGCAGCUGAAUCGAUUGGAGUGUACUCCCGAGUCUGAGGGUCCAGGUCCAGGAGGAACCGAGGCAGAUGAAUUAGCUAACGGAGAAGUGGGAGGUGACCAGAGUGAGAUAAAAAAUCAAAUUAAGCAGAUGAUGGACGUCUCCCGGACACAGACCACAAUAUCAGUGCUCAAGGAGGAUCUCAAACUCUUACAAGCCAAGCUGAGAACCUCAAUGUCCACCAAGUGUGACCUGGAAGAGCAGAUAAAGAAGCUGGACAAGGACUGCGGCACGCUGCAGUCUGCCAGGACCGGGCUGGAGGAGGAGUGCAGGACAUUGCAGCAGAAGGUGGAGAUUCUGAAUGAGCUGUACCAGCAGAAGGAGAUGGCGUUGCAGAAGAAACUGAGUCAGGAAGAGUAUGAGCUGCAGGAGCGAGACCAGCGGAUGUCAGCCGCAGACGAGAAGGUGGUGCUGGCCGCAGAGGAAGUCAAAGUGUGCAGGCGGAGAAUUCAAGAAAUGGAGGAAGAACUGCAGAAAACGGAGCGCUCACUUAAAAACCAGCUUGCUACUCACGAGAAGAAGGCUCACGAGAACUGGCUCAAGGCGCGCAAUGCAGAAAGGCAGAUCACCGAGGAGAGAAGGGAGUCGGCCAACCUGAGGCACAGAUUACUGGAAAUGACCCAGAAGAUGGCGAUGCGGCAGGACGAGCCUGUGAUUGUCAAGCCAAUGCCUGGACGACCCGGGGCCCAGAACCCUCCCCAGAGAGGUCCCCUGAGCCAGAACGGCUCCUUCGGUCCGUCCCCCGUGAGCGUGAGCGGAGGUGAUUGCUCCCCGCCCCUGAGCGUGGAGCCCCCCAGCCGGCCGAUCUCUGCAACCUCGCGAAGAGACCUCCCCAGGAGUGAAUUUGAUGCUGGACCUGGUCCAGGACCCACGGUGAGCAGCGGCUCCCGAGGCUCCUCCCCUGGGAAGGGCCUGGAUGAGGCCAAGGCUGCUGCACACGAGCCCGGCGUGAGGCGUGAGCCUGAGCAUGCAGCAGCAGUUACUAUGGCCGUGAAGGGGCCCCCUGCUUUCCCAGGGCCUCCGUUCAUGGGCGGCCCUCUGCCACCACCUGUUGGAUACGGGCCGCCGCCACCACUCUGCGGGCCUUACGGACCUCGGCCAAUGCCUCCGCCACCUCCACCAUUCGUUCCGUGUGUGUACCCGCCACUGGGCCUGAGGGAGUUCGCCCCGGGCGUCCCGCCUGGAAGACGAGACCUGCCUGGCCACCCCUGGGAGUUCUUGCCAGGCCAUGCACCAUUCAGACCUGCUGGCCCACUCGGCCCUCGAGAGUAUUUUCUUCCUGGCCCUGGAUUGCCACCACUGCCUUCUGGCCCCCAGGAUUACGUGCCGCCGCCUGCCAAAGGAGACCCCAGGGAUGAGCCUGCACCUGCCUCUCCACGCAGCAGCCAGGACUCCUCGCAGGCUCUGAGGCAGAGCCAGUGACUCUGACUCCAUUCAGAGGGAAAUGGAUGGCACUGUUCAGAUGGCAAAAGUUUCCAUCAGCUUUGAAACCCAAAAGUUUAAGACAUUUUUAAUACUAAGCUGCCUUGGGCAGUAUGCAUUUUUGAGCCAAACAAUUCAAGUCUCAUCUUUCCUCUAAAAAUCGCCUCAAGUUUGAGCGUCCUUCCAACUUGGAAAUGUGCAAUAAUACCUGUGUUUCAGUUAGUGUAGCAUAUGUAAUUGCAAAAUGAUUCAGAAUGUCAUAAAAAUGACCAUUUCCUGUGGAAAUGCUUAAAGAACAUGUAUUUCCAUUGCCCUAUUUUAAGAGUACCAGGUGAGUACAGAGCAGUAGUGUUUAUGAGCCGGCACCUCUGCCUGCCCGCCACCCCUGUACUGGUCGAAAUGACUGUUACGUAAAGAUGUUUACUCAACAAUCAUAACCUUUAUCUCCCCUCUCACUGAUAUCCUUUGUAGUAAUAGUUAAUAAAAACUUGUUUGUUAAUAUUUCCAA